UUGCUUCACUUUCAUCCACUUCUCUUAAAAAUUCGGCCAUUGUUGGUAUAGUCAAAAAAAAUCUGUUUGCUUGGGGUUGUGGCAGAACAUAUGGUGCUUGCGGUAAUAAAACUAAUGGUACUUGUUGUGAUGAGGACAAUAAAGCUACUGGAAAUGAUGAUAACAGUGCAGUAAUGAAGAUAAUGGUGUUGGUAAUAAUUAAGCUUGUGAUUGUGGUGAUAGUACUUGUAAAAACAGUUGUGAUACUUGCAAAGAAGAGGAAUAUAAUUUUUUAG
Molecule: messenger RNA, 275 nt
Organism: Dentiscutata erythropus
Lineage: Eukaryota; Fungi; Glomeromycota; Glomeromycetes; Diversisporales; Gigasporaceae
Source: the annotation of a GenBank genome assembly